AUGUUCAACCAUGUUGACGGCCGAAACUACCGCGAGGAUCAUGCCGUGGCCGGCCCAUAUCCAUGGGUAACCGUCUUCUUCAACUGGGCCGACCGCAGACUCACCGACGAGGAAUUGAUGGACCUCGUCCUGGCCCGAAUUCACGCGAGAGAUGGAAUCAUCUCCUCCCGACCCGUCCACCACGAUGUGAAGAACAUGGCACGAUGGUACAAGGAACACAUCCAGCAUGCGGGAAUGCGGAUCAACCGACUAUACCUUUUCCGUGCGCAAAACCGGAAGGACUGCUGCUACCGAAGGGCUUGGCGAGGCGGCCAGAGUGUCGACGGCUUGGGCCGACUCAAUCGGCAAUGA
Messenger RNA from Penicillium bovifimosum, 351 nucleotides. RefSeq lists its product as uncharacterized. NCBI's taxonomy places the organism in Eukaryota, Fungi, Ascomycota, Eurotiomycetes, Eurotiales, Aspergillaceae. The record is from RefSeq and is a predicted model, not a curated record. The coding region runs from base 1 to 351 and encodes 116 amino acids. The transcript has 2 exons.